Molecule: messenger RNA, 816 nt
Organism: Medicago truncatula (barrel medic)
Lineage: Eukaryota; Viridiplantae; Streptophyta; Magnoliopsida; Fabales; Fabaceae
Product: expansin-B15
Exons: 4
Coding region: 1-816 (271 amino acids)
Biological process (GO): sexual reproduction
Cellular component (GO): extracellular region
Source: RefSeq, a predicted model, not a curated record
AUGGCUCUUACUUUGGCACACACAUUCUUUCGUAUACUCUUAUUUGUAGGUUCACUCUCAAUAUUCCUAGUGACCCCUUCCUCUUGUCUUAAACCUAGGAAGCUUCUUAAUGCCACUUCAUACUUCUCUUUUGAAGAUUUCUCAUCUUCAGAGGCUACUUUCUAUGGAUCUCCUGACGGUGAUGGAAGUGAAGGUGGUGCUUGUGGAUAUGGAACUGCUGUUGGGAUGCCUCCAUUCAACUCAUCAAUAUCAGCCGGAGCCCCUGCUAUCUAUCAAUCGGGCAAUGGAUGUGGUACAUGUUAUCAGGUGAAGUGCACAGGAAAUCCUGCUUGCUCAGGCAACCCUGUUACUGUAGUUAUUACCGAUGAGUGUCCUGCUUGCGAUCAUGAUUUUGAUCUGAGUGGUAGAGCUUUUGGUUCCAUGGCACGUCCAGGUCAAGCUGACAACCUACGCAAAGUUGGGAGAAUUCCCGUUCAAUAUACACGAGUUCCAUGCAACUACCCUGGAGUAUCAAUAACAUUCCGUGUGGAUCCCGGAUCCAACCCAGAUUAUUUUGCUACCUUAAUUGAAUAUGAGGAUGGGGAUGGUGAUCUCAAAUCAGUUGAACUUAAAGAAGGACUUAACUCAUCAACUUAUGAAAGCAUGCAACGAUCAUUUGGUGCUGUUUGGAAAUUAAAUAAAGGGGCACAAUUGAUAGCACCAUUUUCUCUAAGGCUAACACAAAUUGAGUCUGGCAAGGUAUUUGAAGCAAAGAAUGUGAUCCCAGUAGGUUAUAAGCCUGGUCAAACUUUUAGAGCAGUAGGGAAUUUUAUUUAA